This is a messenger RNA of Salvia splendens (bonfire salvia), 1688 nucleotides long. RefSeq names its product patatin-like phospholipase domain-containing protein 4. Gene Ontology annotation, molecular function: triacylglycerol lipase activity. The transcript is spliced from 7 exons. NCBI's taxonomy places the organism in Eukaryota, Viridiplantae, Streptophyta, Magnoliopsida, Lamiales, Lamiaceae. The record is from RefSeq and is a predicted model, not a curated record. Gene Ontology annotation, biological process: lipid homeostasis; triglyceride catabolic process. Bases 301 to 1377 code for a protein of 358 amino acids. Gene Ontology annotation, cellular component: cytoplasm; lipid droplet; membrane.
GCACCAAAUUUGCAGCAAAAGAUGGAUUGAGUUGCAAGUCUAAAGUAUUCCUCUUCCAAUAUUAUGAUUUGAAGUGAAAUAAAAAAUAAUUGACCACAACAAUCGGACAAGUUAUAUACAGAUUCAAGUUCUGAGAUUCCCAAUCGAGCUACAAUAGCAAAGAUAGAUCCCUUCCGAAAGGAAAAUCAUCUCUACGUGGCUGAAACAGAAUUGAAAUGAAAGGAUCCUUUGAUUACAACGUUUACCCUAUUUAAUUAAUUUCGAUGUUUUUGAGGCCACCAUUUUCACAGCAGACCAAUCAUGGCCUCCUCCUCCCUUUUCCUCCACCCCGCCGUCGCGGCUCCAUUUCGCGCCGUCGCUUUCUCCACCAAAGCCACCCUUCCGCCGCCGGGCCACGAAAAGAAGUCUUUCGCCGUCGCUACGGGGGAGCUCUUUCUCGGCAUCACGUCUCGGAUUCUGAAGAGGAACGGCAAAAUCGUGGGCGGCGGGGAGCUUCGGGCGCCGGAGAAUGAGAGCGGCUGGUGGCGGAGGAACGGGGGGAUCGGGGCCGUCGUGGAGGACCCGGUUCAGCCGGAGGUGGUGUGGGAGCAAGGGGUGAAAGACGUGGAGGCGGCGCGGCGGCGCAAGGCGGUUAGUAGCCCUGGGUUUAGCUUCUCCGCCGCGGGGCUCUUGUUCCCUUACCAUCUUGGGGUGGCUCGCCUUCUCAUUGAGAAGGGUUAUAUCAAGGAAACAACACCGUUGGCUGGUUCGUCUGCUGGGGCUAUUGUGUGUGCGGUGAUUGCCUCGGGAGCCAGCAUGGAGGAGGCACUGGUGGCUACCAAGAUAUUGGCUGAAGAUUGCAGGCUUCGAGGAACUGCGUUUCGCCUUGGGGCUGUGCUUAGAGAUGUUCUGGACCAGUUUCUGCCUGAUGAUGCUCAUAUCAGGUCCAGUGGAAGGGUUCGUGUGGCUGUAACGGAGAUUAUGUGGAGGCCGAGGGGUGUUCUUGUGGACCAAUUUGAUUCCAAAGAAGACCUUAUCAAUGCUGUUUUCACCUCCUCAUUCAUUCCUGGAUAUCUUGCUCCGAGGCCAGCAACAAUGUUCCGCAAUCGUUUAUGUAUAGACGGGGGUUUGACACUGUUCAUGCCGCCAACCUCUGCUUCUCAGACGGUGCGCGUUUGUGCAUUUCCUGCUGGUCGUUUGGGAUUGAAUGGAAUAGGAAUCAGCCCCGACUGCAACCCAGAGAACAGGGCCAGUGCCCGAGAGCUUUUCAAUUGGGCGCUCGAGCCAGCUGCGGACCAUGUUCUUGAUAGACUCUUUGAGCUUGGGUAUCUUGAUGCAGCUGUGUGGGCAGAGGAGAAUCCAGUGGAAGAAAUAGUUCGACAAGACAGCGCUUGCUGAUGGCCCGACAAAGAAAAUUCAGGCAUCGAUAAUAACUGUACAAACUCUGGAGAGCGCUACUUGUUUAAGUUCUGUCUUGAAUGUCUUGUGAAGCAUAGAAUAUAGAUGAAAAACACUAGCAAGUUGUGAUAGGGAAGAUAUGCGGUGUAAGAAAAACAUCAAAUAUAGUAUAGAGUUUUAUAUACACUACAAAAUAUGUACUGUAAUUCAAUUUUGUGAUCAAGUAUUAGUACCAAUUUGAUGUAAGAGGGUAAUUGACAAUGUAAGUGUUGAUUGAUUCUUGUGUAAGAAUAAGUGUUUUUCAUGUCAAA